AUUAUCACAAUAUUCAAGUUGAAUGUCAGUGCUACGUCCCACUCCUCGUUCCUCCACUCUGCAAAAUCCUGAUAUAGAAGGUACUCCGUUAGAAAUACUAAUUCUAAUUUCUUACAACCUUUCGAAUUAAAAUAUGUCUGAAUUAUCGGAGGACGAGUAUGAUUACCGAGAUUACAUUGCCGAGUUUGCCGAUGAGAAAGUGGGCCCCCCUUUGAUUGCAAAAAAAUCGCGUUUAAUUGCUGCAGCCGUUCAAGGCAAUGUGGACAUCAUUAGAGAUUUGUUGGACUCCCCUAAAUGGUACCAUGUUAGAGACAAUAUGAACCGUAAUCUCUUGCACAUUGCAAUUUUGCGAGAACAACGGGAGGUGUUUGACUACAUCCUGACGCUUCCAGAUUUUCCGUUCGAUGCUUUCAGUACGUACGGAGAAACUGUCUUAGAUGUUGCCUUAACAGUUUUUGGUGAUAACUACGGUCCACGCAAAUUUGUGGAGGAAUAUUUUGCUCGUGAACUCUUAAGAAAGGGCAUAUUUUAUACUUGGCACGAAAAUACUUUACUGCUCAGGGCCAUUGAGAGAUCGUAUAAUGAAGUUGUAGUGUUGUUAAUUGAGCAGGGGGUUGAUGUUGAUGCCUAUAAUUGUAACGGGUUCACGCCGCUACAAGUUGCUACCACUUAUGCCGAUAAUGCUGAAGCAACUGCCAUAUUAUUGAUGUUUGGUGCCGAUCCAUUAAUCUGCUAUCCUACAUGGUACACUGUUUUUGAAAAAUGUCCUAAUCCAGAAAUACAAAAAAUAUUGUUCUACUACAUAUACGACCAAGGUUCAGAGGUAGACAUUCACUUAGAAGUAUUGUUACCGCUUGCCGCAACUAAUCCGUCCUUAUUUGAUGAAGUAUUUAAAAACUCAAUUAAUAUAAACAUGACCAAAUGUCAUGCCGGGAUUUGUCUCGAAAAGUUGUGUGUUAUGGACGUCGAGUCUUUAAAAUUAGUGAUCACAAAGUGUACCUAUUAUCUUAGAAAAGUUUUUUCAGCACCUGUUCAAGAGAAAAUAAAAGUAUGCUGCAACAAAUGGUCCCUUGAAAAUCUACUUGUGUUGCUUGAGAGUAACUUGAGGGACGACAUCCUAAAUUCUAUUAAAAUUUUAGACAGUACUUCAAUUUUGCAAGAAAUGGUUAAAGAUAACAAAACCGAAAGUGAAAUUAGCGAAGUUUUGUGUUUUUUGUUAAGCUACGGCCUUGAGAUCGCUGCAUAUGACCUCCAUUUGAUUUACUCCGAGUUUGGAUAUUGCAAUUUAUUCAAAAUUCUUUUGCAUAUGGACGAUGUUUCCCAAAAAUGUGAUAACUUUCAGAAUGUUAAAAUUAUGCCGCUAUUUAGCUAUGAUGUUACAAUAAGCCUUGAAGAUUAUCUUGAUUCUUUCAAGUCAAACCAACCCGCUCAUUUUUUAGAACUUUGUUCUUACUUUUGUCGACCAAAUCUAAUCAAAAACUGUGAUCUAGAAACAGUUCAACAAAUACCCCUCCUUGUCGAGUUGGCGAGAAACGAAUUUCGGAAAUUUUUUGUGGAAAAAUUUCAAAUUAAAACAUGCCGCAGGUUUUACUCACUUUUGAACUGUCUACCUAUCAGUAACACAUAUAAAAAAAUUGUUACGUAUGAAACACCACUGUAUUAAACUCUGUUUGUAAGUUUACAUUUUCAAAUAAAUAAUUUUGUCUAUA
Tribolium castaneum (red flour beetle) is the source of this 1709-nucleotide messenger RNA. RefSeq lists its product as hypothetical. The record is from RefSeq and is a predicted model, not a curated record. The transcript has 3 exons. Gene Ontology annotation, molecular function: protein binding. Lineage: Eukaryota; Metazoa; Arthropoda; Insecta; Coleoptera; Tenebrionidae. Bases 134 to 1663 code for a protein of 509 amino acids.